Molecule: messenger RNA, 4113 nt
Organism: Colletes gigas
Lineage: Eukaryota; Metazoa; Arthropoda; Insecta; Hymenoptera; Colletidae
Gene: Rchy1
Product: RING finger and CHY zinc finger domain-containing protein 1
Exons: 5
Coding region: 628-1551 (307 amino acids)
Biological process (GO): ubiquitin-dependent protein catabolic process; protein ubiquitination
Cellular component (GO): nucleus
Molecular function (GO): zinc ion binding; ubiquitin protein ligase activity
Source: RefSeq, a predicted model, not a curated record
AGUACCACGUUCCGUCGUCGCGACUUCCGGCUACAGUUUUGUAUCCCUUUUUUCCGAACGUCGUCUGUCGUCGUAAUCGUUGUACACCGUGGUGAUAGUGCAACGAGAUUGAGUCGUGUCAGAAGUGAGCGAGUGUAGAUCGUUUUUCCGAAAUUACCGUACGAAGGCGAGUCCGGGCGGUGAUAUCGACGCGUAUCGUUCCGAAACGAGCGAACCGAACGUCGAGCGAAGUCGUCGUUCCGUUCGAAAGGGUGCAACGGGAAUCCCGCGAUUCCGCGAUCGAAUCAACGGCGAGAUUGUUUCCACGGAGAGCAUUCGUAACACAGAGAACGGUGACGAUGGCAAGGCGGAAUUUCGUGUCCACGAACGGCCACGCGAGGCUCGAUACGUUUCCCGUCGGGUCGGGCUAACGUAACCGUUCUUCGUACGCGAGAGAACAAAUCAAACGAGUGCGCGACGCGUGCUCGUUACGCGUUCUUCUCUUCUAUUUUUUUCUUUUUUUUUUCUUCUCUCUUUUACCAGCCGCGUUCGUGUCGUCGCCAGCGUGUUAAUUAAACAAACAAACUGUGGACCGGGUGGUGUUAAUCGGACACGCUGCGAGAAAAUCUGGAAAGGACGCGCGAGUCGAUGGGAAAAAGGAGGCGGCGGAGGAGAAAGAGGCAGGAAUUUAAGGUACAAUACGAAAUGGAGAACAACGACGAGGCGCGAUCCGUCGCCGAACGUGCGUCCACGUCCAAGGAGGAAUCGUCCGCUCCCGGCACCGCCGACGACAAUUACGGCUGCGAGCACUACAAGCGAAAGUCCAAGUUCGUGACGCCCUGCUGCAACAAGGUAUACACGUGUCGGUUCUGCCACGACAAGCGGGAGACGCACACGGUGAACAGGAAAGAAGUCACGGAACUGAUAUGCGUAUUGUGCGACACUCGUCAGCCGGUGCAAGCCACCUGCCAAAACUGUCACUGUCGAUUCGGCAAAUACACGUGCCUCGAAUGCAAUCUGUUCGACGACGAGGACAAGAAUCAAUACCAUUGCGACGGCUGCGGGAUAUGCAGGGUCGGCGGUCGCGACCGAUUUUUCCACUGUGCCAAGUGCAACAUGUGUUUGCCGAUUCAGUUACAAAAUGGACACACGUGUGUGGAAAAUGUGUCGCACGCAAAUUGCCCUGUCUGCCUGGAAGACAUACACACGAGCCGUAUACCCUGUCACAUUCCAAACUGCGGUCAUCUACUGCAUCGCACGUGUUUCGAGGAAUUGUUACACUCAGGACAUUACGCUUGUCCCAUUUGUCAAGUAUCGCUUCUAGAUAUGACUGACUUAUGGAGAUUUCUAGACAUGGAGGUGUCGUUGACACCGAUGCCAGAAGAGUACAGAGAUUACAAGGUCGAGAUUCUGUGUAAAGACUGUCACGAAGAAUCGACGGUAAAAUUUCACGUUGUAGGUUUGAAGUGUUUAAAUUGUGGGAGUUACAACACUUGCAGGGUCAAAGGCUCCCCUUCACCGGCAGACGAAGGGAGACGAAGAGAAAUAGCAACGCCGGACUCUGAGUAUUAAAGAGAAAAAAGAUGCUCGAUCGUUCCCGGGAAACUGUUUAUAAAGAUACAGUGGAGGAAGGCCUUUACCUCUUUACUUGUUUUUAGUGAAUUUACACGUCUUUGUUGAUUGUUUUCAGACUUUUCAUAGACACUAUUUUGUUGGAAGGGCCGAAACGAAGCGGCUGGCCACGAUCAGCGCCUCGUCGAUGGCCGUGAAACGUUAGCAAAAAUCAUUAAAUAUAUUUACGUUGCAGCGUCGAACGUAAAUAAAAUUGACACGAUACGGAACUUGAAUCGUCAGGAAUACAAGUUUCUUAUCCGCAAAGAUUUCCUUUGAUAACAGUAUUUCGAAAUAGAUCAGUACGUUUCGGACGUUUGUCUUUCUCGCGGAGAUCACCCGUUUCCAAAAAAUAAAAUUCUUCUCGCUCUGUUUUUCCCCCUCUUUUAUAUAUAUAUAUAUAAAUAUAUAUAUAGAUAGAUAUGUACAAAUAUAGAGAUUCUUGCACUUCGUGAUACGUGACUUUCUUUCGAUGCAAUCUUUUCGUAAAUGCUAACGAACAACGUGUACCGGUAGUACUAGUCAAAAAUCAACCCUCCCCCACCCCACUCUUUUAGCUAUUGUAACCAAGAGCUAAGGGACCCUCUAUAAUAUUUACCAGACGCAUAUAGUUUCCCCGAUUUUAUAUUACGCAGCUACUACACGUAGAAAUAGAGAACAAUGAGAUUAUUACUAAUAAGACGCAUUAUAUACGUUAAAUGGAAUUAAUCGCGAGCGCAAUUUUCGAAAAGAUCGCCAUUUAGUCAAGGAUCAUAUUCGGGUCUGCUUGAUGUGUGACACAAUUUCUGCAUUGAAUAAACGAAAAAAAGAAGAAAAAAAAUGCGCGGGGGAAUCUCAGAUAGUUGGGUGACGUAAAAGCUGAUGUACCCAACGGUACAGACGAUUUUUUUGGGAAUUUACAAAACCAACGCAACGCGUAUCGCGAGCCAGCGAAACGACACGUGAACGUAAUCAGAUUUCACGACAUUCAUCUAUCGAAUUUUAUCGGGCAUUAUCACACCGUGUUAUUAUGAUCUAAAAAAAAAAAAAACAUAUUCGUGAUUGUACGCUUCGUAAUGUCGCGCGUAUGUUUAGGCGUUUUAGUGCACGCGUUUACGAAUACCGCGUCUUGUUUGGAGUAGGGGGUUGUGUUGAACAAAAUCCUCGAACAAUGUGUGAUUUUGGAUAACGAAAAAAAAAUAACAAAUAAACGAGAAAUAUUUAUCGAGCAAAGAUACACGGAACUAUAGUUUCAACUAUUUACCGGCGAUUCGUCUUGUUAACUUUCUCGACGCUGUUCCGAGAAUCAUAGCUAGUGAUGUUGAAUCGUACGUAGACUGUAUUCAACCGAUCGAUAGUGACUACAAUGCCAGUGACAUGCAGGGGUGUUCCUAAAAACAUUUGGUCGAACGUUACCAAUUUAAACGAUGAGAAAAUUGUUGUCAAAUAAUGUUUAUACGUUUGACUGUGUUUGUUCGUACCGUUAGUCUUCGCUAGCGUGCAACUUUCAAUGCAUAUGUAACAAUAUUUACUCAGUAUGUUAGAACACGCAGGUCGAAUUGAGCCAAACAAUUUAGCAACGCCCUCUACACCCUCACGAGAAAUUCAUUUGUUUCUUGACAAACAAGAAACGAUGUUACUUGCUUUGACAUUUGUUGCAACGAAACGGGAUAGAGCACCUCUUCUUCGAAUCAAACGCAUCAGAUUGUUCACGCAUUUUUUUAACGGGACAAUUUUUAAUUCAAGAACUUUUAAUUUGUUGGUUAUGUACAACGCGUCGAAACGUUUGCGAACGAAGUUUUAUUUUGAAUUGUUGAAUAUUGAAAAAAGAAAACGCAAAAAAAAAAAAAACAAAGAUAUAAUAAAAAUAUUAAAAGCAUAGCGGAGUGUUGGAAGCGUGUGUACGAAGAGAGAGAGCCUUAGAAUCGCGUUCGACGCUCAUUGGAUUGUUUGUAAACGUUGUUGAACGAAUCGUGCCCAGUUUUGUAUCGCUGGACGACGAUUACGAGUCGUACCAGUUCCCUCGUAAUUUAAUUACCGAUACGAGAUAAUACACGAAAGAAAACAUCAUGUUCGAAACUCCAUGGCAGCUUGAAUCGGUCAGACAGAUCCGAUAUACCUCAAUUAUGAUUAUGAAAACUUAUUAAUUAUGCUCGGUUCAACUUCUAUUCGUACCAAGCUCAAUACGUACCAAGCUGAUUGCUCACAGCAUGUACCUCUUGUCCAUUCCAUGGCAUUCCAAGUUUCGUGAAACAAUAACAUAUGCUGGCGUACACUGAAAAACGAACUAUCGUCAUUUACCCAAUAGGUAACGUAAUUAGCACAUUUAAUUGCGCGUCGUAAUCGAUCCGCGUGGACGUAAAUCAUAGGCGUUACACGCGGGGACGCUGAUCCAAGGCGCAAUUACAAUGUUUCUUUUUUGGUGUGAUUAUCAUCACGUCUUUAUUAUUCAGUUGUAAAUUAAAUACCAGUUACAAAGGCUCUUUGUACAUAACGGCCGCAAUAAUGCUUUUGUUUUAUAUUAUAUAUAAUAUAUACUAUUGU